Engraulis encrasicolus (European anchovy) is the source of this 1721-nucleotide messenger RNA. RefSeq names its product GrpE-like 2, mitochondrial (gene grpel2). Gene Ontology annotation, cellular component: PAM complex, Tim23 associated import motor. NCBI's taxonomy places the organism in Eukaryota, Metazoa, Chordata, Actinopteri, Clupeiformes, Engraulidae. The transcript is spliced from 4 exons. Gene Ontology annotation, biological process: protein import into mitochondrial matrix; protein folding. The record is from RefSeq and is a predicted model, not a curated record. Bases 41 to 694 code for a protein of 217 amino acids. Gene Ontology annotation, molecular function: protein homodimerization activity; protein-folding chaperone binding; adenyl-nucleotide exchange factor activity.
GUGACAUUACCCGAGUUGUCUAUGGAGGCUGUGGGCAGAGAUGGCCAUCCGUAGUGUAUUAUGCACGCGCAAAUGUCUCUGCAAUUCGUUCAAGUUACAUCCAACACUGAGCAGCAACAGGUUCUCGCCUCGCCUCCUCAGCGUAGCGGCGGAACAGCACAGUGCAGGUGACAGCAGUUAUGGAGAUGACACGAGUGAUGGAGAGAGCCAUUCGGUCACACAUGUCAGGACGCUGGAGAAGAAAGCCACCAAACUAGAAGAACAAGUUCGAGACCUCACGGAAAGGAAUAAGAGAGCCUUAUCAGAUUCCAACAAUGUCCGCAGAAGGACCCAGAAGUUUGUCGAGGAUGCAAAACUCUUUGGAAUUCAGAGUUUUUGCCGCGACCUGGUGGAGGUGGCAGACCUCCUGGAGCAGACCACCAGGCUAGCAGAGGCCUCCGGCACCCAGACAGACCCCCAGGAGCUGCGGCACAUACAGGGACGACUGCUGGACAUCUUCACCAAGCACGGCCUGGAGAAGAUGAGCCCCUUGGGGGACACGUACGACCCCUACCAGCACGAGAUCGUGUGCCACAUGCCCGCCGAGGGGGCAGAGCCGGGCACCAUCACCGUGGUCAAGCAGAACGGCUACAAGCUACACGGGCGCACCAUCCGGCACGCUCACGUAGGUAUCGCUGUGAAGACGCAGGAGUAGUGUUGAAGCAAGGGCUGUUACACACACAGUGCCAUCUCAUAUGAAUUGUGAAUUGCCUUCUUUUUUUUUUCUUUUCAAUUUGAUUGGGCGCUCCACUUUGUAAUCAAGGGCUGUGACAUGUUUUCUGAUAUUAUUAUUUUACUGUUGUACUUUCUCUUCUUUUUUCGUCUUUUUUUAUUAUUAUUAAAUUUAGGGCUUUUUUGGCUUUAUUUUUGACUGGACAGUGGGGAGAGAGACAGGGAAGGAUCGGCAAAUGACCCGGGCCGGAAUAGAACCUGGUUCGCCGUCGUAGUAACCCAGUGCCCUACUGUUAAGCCAUGGCAGGGCCUUUUUUCUUAUUUCUUAUUUCUUAUUUCUCCGUCCAAUGUUACAUAAAUUUAAGUCUGGACAACGCUCUGACAUUUGAGAAUGUUUUUUGAGUUGUUUUUAAUCAUUAUUAUUUUGGGAGACUUAGUAAUCCGACAAUUGUUCUUUAUGCUGUGUGUACAACACAAGUUGUACAUGUGGUACAACUUUUACAAAGAAGUUGGGAUAUGGUUGAAGAAGGAAUCAUUGUUUUGUUUUAUACGUAAUGUUUUAUGUACGGAAGGUUUUGUGGGAUUAGAUGGUUAAGCACGAAUGCUGCAGGAGACAAGCUCUCCAACGAUGCCCAAAGAGAAUUUGUAGAAUGUCUUCCUCUAUUGUCACUGCAUUCUAGAAUGUAUUCUAUGGUAAUACAAGAUGUCCCUUUUUUGUAUCGGUGUGUAUUUGUGUGAGUUAAAAAAAUACUAUUUAAUUCCCAGAUUAAUAUUAAGAUGAAAAGAAAUAUUGUUCAGUAUAAUAAAUUAAGUUUACAGUGCACAUGGGAGAUAAAAGUAAAAAUAUAUGUAUACAUGUAGAGAGUUUUGAAAGUUUUGAGCCUGUUGCUUGUUAGUUUAAACUGUUAUGUAGGUAUAUAAUGUAUCAUAGAUAUUUGCUCUAUUUUCAGAUGGAAUGUUUUUUUAAAAACAUGCUAUUUGUACAAUAUAAAGCAUCAACUGGAACUUCA